Molecule: messenger RNA, 2080 nt
Organism: Mustela erminea (ermine)
Lineage: Eukaryota; Metazoa; Chordata; Mammalia; Carnivora; Mustelidae
Gene: GPR160
Product: G protein-coupled receptor 160
Exons: 4
Coding region: 698-1714 (338 amino acids)
Cellular component (GO): signaling receptor complex; plasma membrane
Source: RefSeq, a predicted model, not a curated record
UGUUUUGUUGAAUUCAGAUAAGUCUUACACAUUGCACUUAGUUGAUGUAUUUGAAAUCUCAUUUAAUCAUUUGUUAUUGAUACAGUUUAUUGAACAUACAAGUUGUUUGUCCCAGAGAGUUGACCUCCAUCUGGAUUUUGCUUACUGUGUCUCCUGGGGCUAUGUAACUUGUUCUUUUGUCCUCUGUUUUUUUGUAAGUAAGUAGUUGAAUCUGCAGGCUUGGUCGGGUUCUAUUCUCAGCAAGUCUACUUUCUAGAUGGUGGUACAUCCUUCCUUCUCUUCCUUUGGAUGUUAGUAGCUACUGAUGAUCAUUGGCUACCUCCAUUAAUACAUCAGGAGUUACAGAAUGUUGUGAGUCAAGCCAUAAUGUCACUUACUGAAGAAUAUGAGCUUUGAAUUCAGACCCGAGCUUGAACAGUCAUCCACCCUCAGGAAAUGUGCUUAUUUACCCCUGCAUCUGUUUCCUCAUGGGGAAAAAUAUUUACCUUUUGGGGAUUGUUGUAAAGGUGAUUAGAUAAAAGAGCUUAGUCACAUGGCAUCUGGAAUGCCACGUACCAAAAUCAAGAUCCCUAAAGGAAGUAAAACUGAGAUUAUCAGCCAAGAAGGACCUACUGGAGAAAGCAGAGGAUGGAAGCUAAAAUGAAGCAGUGUUUUAUCGUAUGUACUUCAGCAGAUCUUCUGCAGUUCAGCUAAAACCAUGACUGCUCUUUCUUCAGAGAACUGCUCUUUUCAAUACCAGUUACAUCAAGCAAAUCAGCCUCUAGAUGGUAACUGUCUGCUAUUCUUGAUUAUACUUGGGAAAAUAUUACUGAAUAUCCUCACACUAGGAAUGAGAAGAAAAAUCAGCUAUCAAAAUUUUAUGGAAUAUUUUUGCAUUUCACUAGCAUUCAUCGAUCUUUUACUUUUAGUAAAUAUUUCCAUUAUAUUCUAUUUCAGGGAUUUUGUAGUUUUAGGCAUUAGGUUUACUAAAUACCACAUUUGCCUAUUUACUCAAAUUAUUUCUUUCACUUACGGCUUUCUGCAUUAUCCAGUUUUCCUGAUAGCUUGUAUAGAUUAUUAUCUGAAUUUCUCUAAAACCACAAAGCUUGCAUUUAAGUGUCAAAAACUAUUUUAUUUCCUUAUAGUAAUUUUAAUUUGGAUUUCAGUCCUUGCUUAUGUUUUGGGAGAUCCAGCUAUCUACCAAAGCCUGAAGGCACAGAAUGUUUAUUCUUACCAGUGUCCUUUCUACAUUAGCAUUCAGAGUUACUGGCUGUCAUUUUCCAUGGUGGUGAUUUUGUUUAUGGCUUUUCUAACCUCUUGGUCAGAAGUUAUUGCCUUGGUACAGGCUGUUAGGAUGACUUCCUAUAUGAAUGAGACUAUCCUGUAUUUCCCCUUUCCAUCCCAUUGUGGUUAUACUCUGAGCUCUAAAAAAACGCUCUUGCCCAAGUUCAUUAUCUGUUUUCUCGGUACCUGGUUACCAUUUGUACUACUUCAAGUAAUUAUUCUUUUACUUAAAGUACAGAUUCCAGCAUAUAUUGAGAUGAACAUUCCGUGGUUGUACUUCAUCAAUAGUUUUCUGAUUGCUACAAUUUAUUGGUUUAAUUGUCACAAGCUUAAUUUAAGAGACAUUGCAUUACCUGUGGAUCCAUUCAUCAACUGGAAAUGCUGCUUCAUUCCACUUACAAUUCAUAAUCUUGAGCAAAUUGAAAAGCCUAUAUCAAUAAUAAUUUGUUAAUGUUGUCAUGUUAAAACUAAUUAAAACUGACAACUACAGUAAGAAUCAUAAUUUUACAAAUGGGAAAGGACAAAGACUGAACUGAACUGAAUCUCCACUCCCCAGGCCCACCUUACAUACCUUUUCAGAAUGUGUCUUUGGGGCUAUGGUAGCAAAACCAAAUAAUUCCAAGAGAAUUUUGUUAUACUGGUUCAGAAACACUGCAUGUUACCAAUAUUAAUUUAACACAAAAGUGAAAAUAGUUAAUACUUGGCCAUACUGAUUUCAUGUUACCCAAAAAACUACUGGAUGCAAACAUGUUAUGUAAAUCUGAGAUUUUCUGCCAAUACUAUACAAGUGUAAAUAAACAUUUUUAUUGAAUUCAAA